Molecule: messenger RNA, 1290 nt
Organism: Rotaria socialis
Lineage: Eukaryota; Metazoa; Rotifera; Eurotatoria; Philodinida; Philodinidae
Source: the annotation of a GenBank genome assembly
AUGAAUUCGAAAAAUAUAAGUAAUGACCAACGAUAUUUUGAAUCGUAUGAUCAAGUUCAAGUUCAUGAAUUGAUGUUACGUGAUCGUCCACGUGUUAGUGCUUAUCAUGACGCCAUUAUGAAUAAUAAACAUCUAUUUGAAAAUAAGGUUGUACUUGAUGUUGGAUCUGGAACAGGCAUAUUGAGUAUGUUUGCUGCUAAAGCCGGUGCUAAACUUGUCUAUGCUGUUGAUGCCUGUCCAACGAUAUGUAAUUUAGCAGCGCAAAUAAUUAAAUGCAAUGAUUUACAGGAUCGUGUUCAAAUUAUCAAUAAACGUGUUGAAGAAAUCGACAAGUUUGAUGAAAAAAUUGAUAUUAUUAUCAGUGAAUGGAUGGGUUUUUAUCUUUUUCACGAAAGUAUGCUUGAAUCCGUAAUAUAUGCUCGUGAUCAUUUUCUUCGUUCAUCAGUACAAAACGAUGAUAAUACAUCUGAACAAAAUGAGUCAAUUGUUAUUUUUCCUUCGCACGCAUAUUUAUAUUGUGCUCCAUUUAUGGAUCAAAAUAUACGCAUUGAAUUAAAUACAAUGUGGAAUGAUUAUUUCAAUCUUAAUCUCUCGCCUAUCCGUCAACAUAUAAAAAAUUCUGAUCUUAGCGAAUGUGUUAUUGAAACAAUCGAACCAUCUCAACUUGUUCAUGAUGCUCAAUUAAUUCAAUCGAUUGAUCUUCGUACCGUACGAAUCGAUGAACUCCAUUCAAUGCGUUCAUUCUGCGAAUUUACUAUGGAUAAUACAUGCAUUAUAUCGGGAUUUUGUUUUUGGUUUGAUUGUUAUUUUUCUACAAAUGAUAAUUCAUCAAUUUUACGUUCCACACGUUUAACAACAAAUCCAUCGUCACCAAAAACCCAUUGGAAACAAACACUUGUUUUCUUACCGGAAGAUAUUUAUCCAUUAAAAAAUGAUAUUGUACCAGUGAAUAUUAAAUUAAAACAAUCAGCUACAAAUCGAAGACAAUACGAUUUAACCAUAUCUAUUAAAAAAAUCAAAGAAAAUUUAAAUAAUAAUGACGAAAAAAUUCUAGUAGAAAAUUUAAAUAAUAAAAGACAACGUAGACGCUCAUCAACAAUGUCAACAGAUAAACAUAUCACAUCAGAAAGUCAAACUAUGGAUGAAACAAGCGAUAGUUCAUCAAGUGAAAGUGAUAAUGAUAGUAGUGCAUCAGAGGAACAUCCAAUACCAUGUUCAUGUGAUCGUGAAAGAUGCAAAUUAAUUAAGAUAAUUAUUGAAAAAUAUGAUGAAGAAAAUACCAUCGAAUAA